Messenger RNA from Symbiodinium sp. CCMP2456, 768 nucleotides. The record is from the annotation of a GenBank genome assembly. Lineage: Eukaryota; Dinophyceae; Suessiales; Symbiodiniaceae.
AUGUCAUACAAUGCAAGCCAAAACCCAAAACAAAGGGAGGAACAGGAGAAAAGCUGCAGCAUUCCGCCGUGCCUGCGCGUCUCACUGCCAAGUGCGUACUCGCGGGUUGGUGUGGACAUUUUCCAUGUUCUCGUGCCGCGCUUUUUGGAUGCUGCAGGACCCCUUCACCUUCUGGCGAUUACGGAGGAUCCAGAUACGAGAAUGCAGCCGGAUGCAACUCUUGGCGCGAUUCCAGAAGCGCUCUGCAUGUACUCCGAAGAGGACAACGAUCGUGUGUCCACGGUUGCAGAGUCGGAGGCCGCCUACUCACAAAACAGUCUGAGCAGUUCGAUGCUUUGCAGAGUACAUCCAGUUCCCGAACUGCGCGAACUUACGCUGCUCGUGGAUGCGAGUACGGACCAGCAGGACGUGCUGCAAGUACACGCCAAAUUCAAGCGAGACAAGAACCUGCCCAAUGACAUCCACUCGUGCAUGCCAUGCUUGCAGACUAUGCUCAGACCGUCGGAUUGGCUCAGCAUCCGCAUGCGCGUGGCGAAGUUUGCGCACGAACAGUGCCAGGUUGGUUCUCCGGAAUCGCAUGAGCUGCCAUCCGUGAUGCUUCGGAGGUUGGAUGACCAGAACAAGUUCGUGGCGGCCAACACCGUCAACCUCGCCCCGUGUCGCGGCCAGGAGCCAUCAAAGAAGUCUUCAUUGGUUUGGGUCUACGUCCGAGAUUUCGUGAAUGACGAGGCCAAAUUCCGAAUGCAGCCGAGUAAUGUACUACGCUGA